AUGGAGAACGUGACAGUGGUGUCUCCUCUCAAACAGCCGAUUGUGUUCGAGCUGGAGGGUUUCUUUAUCCCUCUGGGCUACGGCGCCUUUUUCUUUACCCUGGCCCUUAUUCUCUACAUGAUAAUCCUGCUGGCCAACGGCCUGGUGCUCGGCACCAUCGUCCUGGACAAGAACCUGCACAGGCCCAUGUUUGUGAUGGUUGGUAACCUGAUGGUCUGUGACUUGUUGGGGGCCACGGCCGUUCUGCCACGCAUCAUGAUGCACUUCCUGAUGGGCCAGAAGAAGAUUGCCUACAUCCCGGCCAUCGCUCAGGCCUUCAGCGUGCACACGUACGGCACGGCAGUGCAGACCAUUCUGGGUGUGAUGGCCUACGACAGGUACAUUGCAGUGUGUGAGCCUCUCAGGUAUAACACCAUCAUGACGCCGGCUCGGCUGCUCUCCUGCUGCACUCUCGCCUGGUUUGUUGCUCUGCUGUGUAUUAUUGUUCUCUUCUCCUUCCACAUGAACGCCCCUCUGUGUGGCAACCUCGUCCAACACGUCUACUGCAGCAACCGAACUAUCCUGAGGCUGGCCUGCAGGCCCACCCCCAUCAACAACAUCUAUGGUCCGUUUACAGACCUGGAGGGUUUGGUUUUCACCUGGUGUUUGCAAACCAGCAUCUUCCUCAUCACUGCAGUUUCCUACUUCAGAAUCCUUAAUACUUCUUUAAAACGUGGCCGAGCUGAGAGCAGCAAAGCCUUCCAGACGUGCACGUCACACCUCUCUCUGUAUGUGCUCUAUGAAAUAGCUACAGUGGUCAUGGUUGUGAGUCACAGGUUCCCCUCACUCUCACAAAACAUCAAGAAGUUCUUGAGCAUCAUGUUCAUCAUCCUGCCACCGGCGCUCAACCCCAUCAUCUACGGACUGGCCAGUAAAGAGUUACGGAGGAGCAUCAUCAAGAAUUUUACCAAUUUACGAUGGAGGAGGCCUGACGGUGACAGAGGCCUGACAGUGGAGGAGGCCUAA
This is a messenger RNA of Centropristis striata (black sea bass), 1005 nucleotides long. Its product is annotated as olfactory receptor 2K2-like. Gene Ontology annotation, biological process: G protein-coupled receptor signaling pathway. NCBI's taxonomy places the organism in Eukaryota, Metazoa, Chordata, Actinopteri, Perciformes, Serranidae. Gene Ontology annotation, molecular function: olfactory receptor activity; G protein-coupled receptor activity. The record is from RefSeq and is a predicted model, not a curated record. The coding region runs from base 1 to 1005 and encodes 334 amino acids. Gene Ontology annotation, cellular component: membrane. The transcript is spliced from 4 exons.